Rotaria sordida is the source of this 708-nucleotide messenger RNA. The record is from the annotation of a GenBank genome assembly. Lineage: Eukaryota; Metazoa; Rotifera; Eurotatoria; Philodinida; Philodinidae.
AUGGAACCCAACUUUUGCUUCUAUUCGGGUACUUCAACAUUACAUACACAACUUCGAACUGAUGUUGAUGACGAUAAAAAUUGGAUAAGUAGUGGUAAGCUUAUUCGUAUUUUGGCUUCUUCCGAUUUUCAAGAAUAUCCCCGUACGUAUUUUGUUAUUUCUAAUGUUCAGUUGCCAUCUUAUUUGCUGAUAUUGGGUUCUAAAUGGUUACAUAUUUAUUAUAAUGAUGAUGAAGUUAAAUCUGAUCAAUUUUAUUGUCAAUUUAUUCAUGAUUUGGCACAAUACUGUCGUGAAAUUGCUAAGCAAGUUCUACAAGAGCAAAAUGAUCGUGGAAAAACAAAUUUGAAAAUGCUGAAAACAUUAUUGAAAAAUAAAUGUGAAAAAGCGAUCAUUUUCAUAUUAAUCCUUCUGAAUGGAACUCGAAGUGAUGUAAUAGAAUUUCUAACUAAUGAAGAAUUUCAACAACAAACAAUACAUUCAUUUUAUUUGUUUUUUAUUAAUGGAGACCAGCAUGAAGCCGAACUACGACAGCAUUUUCCUCAGCUAUUUAUUGAAUGUUAUUCUAUAACAGAACGACGUUAUGAUGAAAUUCGAAUGGUCUUGUCAAGUGCAUGUGAUCUUAAUAUUAAAUUUUGUUAUCGACGAGUACUAAAAGAAGAAAUUCAAGAUAACACAGGUCUAACAUUCAUUUAUGAGCAACAACGUUGA